Molecule: messenger RNA, 3012 nt
Organism: Chara braunii
Lineage: Eukaryota; Viridiplantae; Streptophyta; Charophyceae; Charales; Characeae
Source: the annotation of a GenBank genome assembly
UGUAACUGGAGGAGGAGAGCAGGCAAGCUAGCUAAGGAAUGAAGCCUUUCGUGACCAACCGUACAAGUCGGAGGGUCGAAGAGACGCGAGAAAGACGACGGAGUCCCUCUUGUUGUCGGGAAGACCUUGCGCAUCUCCCUCUUCACGCGAUCGUCGUCAUCAUCGUCGUCGUCAUUUUUGCCGCCAUAGCCGUCCGCCAUCCCGAGCAGCACAACACGGGUGGGCGUGUGCCGUACAAGAAGGGGGUGUGAGGGUACACAUGGCAACCCUCACCGCUUCCCAUUCUGGAUAUUGCCGCCGCGGCAGUGUGUCUCGAACGAAGACCAGCGGCUCGGCGCGCUGUGCCUGACAGCAACAGCGGCCCCUCUGGCCUCCAAACGUUGGGCAAUGGGCUGCGAGAAAGAAAUAGUACUCUCGUUCGCAGCUUCGGCAAUCACCCAUUCGCGCAGGAAGGCGAAAUCUGCUUCAGACUGGCUGUGCAUGGCGUGACCCCCCCCCCCCCCCGCCGGCCCACCCUUUCUUCCACCAUAAACCCUCUCUUCCGCCCCCGCUUAUACGCUUGCUUCCUUCCUUUUCUGUCCCCCCCCAUCCCCCCGGUUCUCUGGAUCCGCGCGAUAUCCGCUACGUUUAAAGAAAGAAGAUAGUUGCUACAUGUCAUUCUCUGCGAAUGCUGAUCAGGAGCACAUCCCGCAUUGUUCUUGCAAUCUCUUUUAGCGCCGUUCUUCCUCGUGCUGCCACGUGCUGCCACGUGCCACCGCUCCCUACAGCCCCUCGUUGAAAGAAAGGCGCUCUUUUGUCGGUAAUUAGAGCCAGGGCUUUCUGGGUACUUAGCGACGAUGGCGGGGAUUACACCUGUGGUGUGCGUACCCGCCUGCUCUUCGACCACGGCUCCUGCGCCCGCCUCCGCGGCCAUCCGCUCGGCCGGGCACCAUCACGCGCAAUCCAAAGCAUCGGCAGCCGCGGAGAGAAUGGCGAUGACGGCUUCCAGCAGCGGCGCAAGCGGAAGCAGCUCGUGCGCGCCGAUCUGCGCCAAGCUGAAAGUGCGGAAGGAUGGCCCAACGGCAGGAAGGAGGGGGACAUCGCCUCUGUCUGCUUCCCCCCCCUGCUUGCUGGCAGGCGCCGCAGGCGCUGGCAUCGCGACCGGCCGCCUCCUCCGCGGCGGCGCAGCUCCCUCCUCACUCCCCGCCCACCUCUGCCCACGCCGCCAUCGGCGUCGCAGUCGCGCAGUCAUCUGCGCCUCUGUCGAGAUCGGGAUCGUGGAUAAUCUUGACUCCUUACUGGCUUCCUCUACAGACACAUUGAGACACGUGGCGUCCUCUCAGCCAUUCAUUCCCGGCCAGUUGGCGCAGGCGGCCAUCAGCGGCAUCAAGGAAUUCACGGCUCUUCCUCAAGACCAGCAAGUGAAGUCGGUCGUGGUCGGGAUCCUGACGUGGGUGUAUCUGACAGCCCGACCGGGGAUCUUGCUGGGCGCGCUGGACGCGUAUAUCUUUGCCCCGAUCCAGGCGCUCGCGGAGGUUGCGCUCGGCCGGCGCAACUUCAAGCGCACGGAUUUCAUCGUCGGGCAGCGGCUGGGGGAAGGAUCUUUCGGCACCGUCUACGAGGGCGCGCUCCUCAAACCGGUAUCGGGACAGAACGGGGCCGCGGCCGACAACAACGGCCGCAUGCAGGAGGACACGGUAGGCAGGAGAUCGAGGAGGCUAGACGAGGUGGAAGAUUCCCAGAAGCUUCGCCGAGUCAUCUUGAAGAAGGUGAAAACUGGCGUUGAAGGUGCAGAGGAAAGUGGAGAGGUGGAAGAAUGGUUCAAUCGCCGAAUGCGUCGGAUUGCGCCGGAGAUAUGCGCAUCGUACCUAGGCAGUUUUGUCUCCGAUGCGACCCGUGGGCAGUUCACAGAGGGUGGCAGAUGGCUGGUCUGGGACUAUGAGGGCGACUCCACCCUCGCAGAUUUCAUGAAGGCAAGAGACUUUCCAGAUAAUCUAGAGGAACCGCUGUUUGGGACCGCUCUUAGAGCCACACAACGGAUGUCGAGGCAAUCUCUCAUAAUCAAGAAGAUAAUGCGACAGAUAAUCGGUGGUCUGAAGAAGAUGCACGCAACAGGGAUCGUUCAUCGAGAUGUCAAGCCGUCCAACCUGAUGGUUGUGGAUGCUGGUCGUCUGAAGCUGAUCGAUUUCGGGGCGGCGACGGACCUGAGGGUCGGCAAGAAUUAUGUUCCCGACCAAGCCAUCCUGGACCCAGACUACUGCCCGCCGGAGCAGUUGGUUCUCCCGGAGGACACCCCCGAACCACCUCCCGGUCCUCUUGCAGCUGUGCUCUCACCUAUUCUUUGGCAGGUCAAUCACCCGGAUCUGUUCGACAUGUAUUCAGCGGGUGUUAUUCUUCUGCAGAUGGCAUCUCCCCAGCUUCGGACGCCGAUCGGGUUAUCGUCGCUGAAAAUGGAGCUGAAGGAGUGUGAUUGGGAACUGAAGAUCUGGCGCAACAGAUCACGAUUGCGGCCGGACUUGUCGUUACUAGACAUGGAUGGGGGUAGGGGGUGGGAUUUGGCAACCAAGCUAGUGUGUCAAAGGGGACCCUUAAGAAGGGGUCGGCUUUCUGCAGAAGCAGCCUUGAGGCACCCGUACUUUCUUCUUGGUGCUGAUCAAGCCAUCUCAUUAAUGUCCACCCUUAGCAUUUCCAAAUGAUUUCUUUCUUGCUGUUGGCCCCACCAUCUUCGUCCUCGUUCUCUUUUCCGAUCUGUUCUACAACCCUCCCAUACUCCAACCUCCCACCCAAGGAUGCCCACCAACCCUUUGGGCAGAUCAUGGGCUGAUGGUGAUACCUUCACAGUUCCAUGGUUGUCCCACCUGUGUAUGAUUUAUGCCUACAAAUAAUGCCUAUCGCUAAUGCCUAUAGAUAAUGCCUAUAGAUAAUGCCUAUAGAUACUAGAUAAAUAGAUAGUUUGUCCCAGCUGUGUAUGAUUAGUGCCCAUUCAAUAGUUAUCACUGCCAAAGUUCAAAGAGGCAUUUGCCGGCUAACAGC